AAGUAUAUCCUAUUUUCCCCUCAAAUUUUCAGUCUUUCCUCAUCAUUUUAACAUUUCCACUAAAUUAGACGAUUGUCCGUUCAGGGUUUGUCUCCUCAUCGUCGAUAAUGAGGUGGGAAGAACUGCAGAUUCAGCCUACGGUAACGGGUGGGCCAGGGAAGAGGUGGGGUCACACCUGUAAUUCUGUUAAUGGAGGCAAGCUUCUCUAUGUCUUCGGCGGCUAUGGCCAAGAUAACCGUCAAACAAACCAAGUACACAUCUUUGAUACUGUUAGAAAUACUUGGAGUGAACCAGAGAUGAAAGGAGUUCCUCCACUGCCAAGGGAUAGUCAUAGCUGCACCACUGUUGGGCAUAACCUGCUUGUGUUUGGUGGUACAGAUGGAACAAGCCCUUUUAAUGACUUGCAUGUACUAGACACUUCCUCAAAUACUUGGAUCUUGCCAAGUGUAAGAGGUGAGGCACCUCGAGCACGGGAAGGACACAGUGCUUCAGUCGUCGGGAAUUGCCUUUUCAUCUUUGGUGGUAGUGGAAAGUCUGCUCAUACUUCUGAAGCUGAAUACUAUAAUGAUCUCUUCAUCUUGAAUACUGACACUUUUGUAUGGAAGUGUGCCCAAACAUCUGGCAUUCCACCAGUUAAACGGUGUACCCAUACUUGUUCAUCCUGGAAGAACAAAAUCAUUGUAAUUGGUGGUGAAGACUCCAAUGACUAUUAUCUCUCUGAUGUUCACAUUCUUGAUACAGAUACCCUUGUUUGGAAGAAACUAAGCACUUCAGGACAACCCUUUUCACCUCGAGCUGGACAUUCAACAGUUGCAUUUGGCAAGAACUUAUUUGUCUUUGGUGGUUUUGCGGAUGAGUCAAGCCUAUAUGAUGAUAUUUUCAUGCUUGAUAUUGAUACUGGUGUAUGGACCAAGCUGAUGGUUGCAGGUAGUGGACCUUCUGCCAGGUUUUCAUCUGCUGGAGACAUCAUAGAUCAAUCUAACAGUAGUAUUAUUGUACUUAUUGGUGGUUGCAACAAGAAUCUUGAAGCAUUGGGUGACAUGUAUUACAUGCAUACAGGGCUUGCAAACGAAGAAUGUGAAAGAAGGCUGGAGAAGUUAUCUUUGAGGAAGCAACUAAAGUUGAAGUGCCAGGAACAGAAUAUGCUUCUACCUUUUAUACAUGACAAAGCUUCAGUCAGAAUUGACACGCCUGUUACUCAUACACCAGAACCCUUGUCAAACUUUGCACAAUCAAACAGGUAUAAUGUGAACCCGAAUGCAUAUGAGCCCCUUCCUGGAAGAACGAUUUUUCAAGCCAGGGUCACCAAAAAUCUCCAAGUUGGAUAUACCAUUGAAACUAUUAUAAAUGGGAAGCUUCUUUGUGGAGUGUUAUUUUCUAACAAUCCAAGCACCAAUGCCGACAAAUAUAACCUUAAAAGAAAAAGGGUAGCAGCAGAAGAAGAUGGUGCUAAGCUUAACAAUGAUCAGAAGUCCAAUGUGGAAGCUAUCCCAACCCCCAUGCAUGAUUCAGUGCAGGAAAUGCAGGCCACUAAUAUUCACAGGCUUAAAAUGGAAGCCAGUUGUAUUACUGGUAUGAAGAGCCCAGAAUUUGAUGGUUCCCAACUCCAGCAGGCAGAAGACGCAGACUCGCAUUUCUUAAGUGAAAAGGAGAAACAGGAAGGAGCUGUUAACUAGUUUAAUCUUGAAGAAAUUAGCUAUGUUUCAUUUGUAAUUUUGAAGAGAACUGGUAGCAGUUGGUUACUUUUUAUUUUUGUUCCUUCAUGUUAUCUGAACUCAACUACCAAGCUAAUACAAAAGCUUGUUUUUCCA
Messenger RNA from Impatiens glandulifera, 1811 nucleotides. Its product is annotated as kelch domain-containing protein 3-like. The transcript has 10 exons. The record is from RefSeq and is a predicted model, not a curated record. Gene Ontology annotation, molecular function: protein binding. NCBI's taxonomy places the organism in Eukaryota, Viridiplantae, Streptophyta, Magnoliopsida, Ericales, Balsaminaceae. Bases 108 to 1676 code for a protein of 522 amino acids.